AUGCCACCUGUAUAUGAAUGGAUCCAUGCAACCAGCCAUGAGAAUUUCAAUCAGAUCAAAGAUGAUGGCUACCUCAAAGGCAAUUACUGCUACGACGACUUCUUUGAUGGCAAGCUGCAGAAACCCGGCGCACCGCGGGGAAGCUGGUUCAAUGCCAACAACUAUCGUGGGGGGCCCAUCGACCUCACGCCCUAUCCCGAGCGGAACAAUGAUGAGACGGUGAUGGCUUUGGCUUUUCCAGUUUCAAAGCUGUUGGAUCCAAAAGAGAAAUACCAGCUUUUCAAAGUGUCAAGGAUCCCCUGUGGCUACCUUCAGGUCAAGUAUGCUAUUGUAAAGCAGACGGAUCCGUUCUUUGCUUGGUGUUCUCAAAAUCUUCAUCGUGUUGAGGGCAACUGCGAUGAGCAUGUUUCUCUCACAUGGGAUCAGGACGCUGCCAGCUAUGUGUGGAGCGCAACCGAUGCAGAUGAGAAGGCCUUACGAGAUCCAGAAAAUUCCAGCCAGGCGAGACUGGUCGCCUUUUUGGUUGUGGGUGGGGUGCAGAUGCUCAUGAAAGGUGAAAAGCCCUGGAAAACUCGUCCGAGAAAGUGGUUCAGGACUGCCGUGGAUGGCAUUGAUGAUGAGCUGGAACAGGCACCACCCGAAAGACAGCAUCGAGUGAUCCUUGACCUGAACGGCUUCAAAAAGCACACGCAAGAAAAAAUAGACUCCGUCUCAGAAGGCCCCCGGAUCACCGCCAUGGCCACGCCUGCCCUGGCCCUGCAGUGCCGCACGGUGGCGCAACGCCUGCGCCGCGGCCACACGGUGUGCGGCACAGCCUGGGACGAGGACACGGAGGAGGCGGCGCAGCACGUGGCGCGCUAUGCCGCGUGGAGCAAGGGGCAUCCAAGUGCCGCCGUUGGGAUGGAGAAGGCCUCAAAGAUGUUGAAGAAGGCGUCUGCUGCGCUGAAGCUGAUUCAAGACAAGAUCUGUGAACUGCAGAGAUCUGUCCAAAACGUCGAGGCAUCCAACGUCGCGAAAGCUGAAGACCUCUUUGGAAGGGGCCCGGAAAAGGACCUCCAGCAGUGCGAGCUGACGCAGCUCAGUCAGCAGCUGGCAGAUGCCGCAGCCAAGUCCAUGGAGAUGACCUCGGAGCUCCCCGGCUCCACCGUCUGGGUGCAGCUGCCAGACCCCGUGACCACCGCCCAGCAGCUGGAAGAAUGCGCGGAGGCAUUGGAGCAAGGUGACCAUCACUUGGAGCACCUCAAUGCUGCCCUGGUGGCUUUUGAGCGCCGCCUGGAGGCCACCAAGGUGUGGGAAGAGACAGCGGAGAGCCCACGGAAGCGAUGUCGCGUUAGAGGUGCCGCGGUGCGGCGCUGCGGGAGGAUGGGAGUGGUUGGGAUUUAG
Molecule: messenger RNA, 1383 nt
Organism: Cladocopium goreaui
Lineage: Eukaryota; Dinophyceae; Suessiales; Symbiodiniaceae
Source: the annotation of a GenBank genome assembly